GUUUUUUGUAAAGUUGCCCAAGAGAAAAUACUUCGAUUGAAAAGCACUAUACCUCCGACUUCAAGCCCUAGACUCUCUACCGCACUUCACCUACGGCCCCGAAAAUCACAUUUCGAUUCUAGAAAUUCAUAAAGCCGUUGAAUUGGAUAUUUUAGCCGAUCGAUCGGCACUACAAGAAGGUCGAUUUGCUGUAUUUUCAAGAACAUUGGUGCCCAAACGAAGAAGAAAAAUCCCUCUUUCACGUCCGUACGGCUACGAAACUCAAAAUUUCUGAUUUUUUAUUGAUUGAAUCUCUUCUCCUCAAGCUUGAUAGAGAAAGGAAUUGGGGUCCAAUGAAGCAUAUUCUAAAGAUAAUGGCGUUAGUCGCUGCAGUCUCUGCAUUUUGGAUUGGACUAUUGGAAACAUCAGUCAUAUCACGAACCUAUACUUGGCUGCUGCCAGUCUACUUUGUUGUUUCGCUGGGCUGCUAUGGUCUAUUAAUGGUUGGAAUUGGAUUGAUGUUGUUUCCAACAUGCCCUCAAGAAGCUGCCCUACUACAAAAGGAUAUUGCAGAGGCUAAGGAAUUCUUGAAGGAGAAAGGAGUUGAUGUUGGCUCUGAUUAACACAUUUGAAUUCGUUUCAAGAAAGAAUCCAUAAAUUUUCUCAGCCAGAGACGCCCAUUUUACAAAUUAUCUAACCAUAAGGCAACAAACCACGAAAGUUAGCUCCAUGGCAGAGAACAGUGAUUAGCAGUCAGCUUUAGGCUUGUGAGUUGUUCAUCUUUUUUUCUUUUUUCUUUUUUUGUCAUGAUUGUUUAUUCUCUGUUAAUUGCAACAACAGUCGAAAUGGGACCCACAAAAAAUCAAUAUACCACAAGAGGAGGUAGAUUGUGUGA
Molecule: messenger RNA, 874 nt
Organism: Magnolia sinica
Lineage: Eukaryota; Viridiplantae; Streptophyta; Magnoliopsida; Magnoliales; Magnoliaceae
Product: dolichol-phosphate mannose synthase subunit 3
Exons: 4
Coding region: 333-602 (89 amino acids)
Biological process (GO): GPI anchor biosynthetic process
Cellular component (GO): dolichol-phosphate-mannose synthase complex; endoplasmic reticulum membrane
Source: RefSeq, a predicted model, not a curated record